Molecule: messenger RNA, 2085 nt
Organism: Galeopterus variegatus (Sunda flying lemur)
Lineage: Eukaryota; Metazoa; Chordata; Mammalia; Dermoptera; Cynocephalidae
Gene: NOP9
Product: NOP9 nucleolar protein
Exons: 10
Coding region: 44-1948 (634 amino acids)
Biological process (GO): endonucleolytic cleavage in ITS1 to separate SSU-rRNA from 5.8S rRNA and LSU-rRNA from tricistronic rRNA transcript (SSU-rRNA, 5.8S rRNA, LSU-rRNA); endonucleolytic cleavage to generate mature 5'-end of SSU-rRNA from (SSU-rRNA, 5.8S rRNA, LSU-rRNA); ribosomal small subunit export from nucleus
Cellular component (GO): nucleolus; 90S preribosome; preribosome, small subunit precursor
Molecular function (GO): RNA binding
Source: RefSeq, a predicted model, not a curated record
GUGCGCUAAAGAAGCUUUCCCAGACUGAGGGUUCGAGGCACACAUGGGGCUGGGUCCGCGCUCCUCUCACAAGGCGGGGCGCCGGUUUCCAGCUGGUGGCAAACGGGGGCGCGGGGCCAAGGCGUCGUGGCGCCCCACGCCAGGCCGCGAGCGGCAACCCCGGCCGCCUGCGGAAGGGCGCUCGGAGCCCGCUCUAGACACGCCCCCCCACCUGAGCCCCGAAGCUCUCGGGUAUUUCCGUCGGGCGCUGUCCGCGCUGAAAGAGGCUCCUGAGACCGGGGAAGAGCGAGAGCUGAUAGUGCACAAUGUUUUGAAGGAAGUGGAGGCUCAGGCCCUAGCCUUGGCCACGAACAGGAAUGGCAGUGAGAUGCUACAGGAACUGUUGGGGUUCAGUCCCUUGAAACCGCUGUGUCGUGUAUGGGCUGCUCUGCGCUCCAACUUGCGCUUUGUGGCCUGUCAUCGGUGCGGGGUCCAUGUAUUGCAAAGUGCUCUGCUGCAGCUGCCUCGAUUACUGGGGAGUCCUGCAGAAGAGGAAGAGGAGGAGGAUAGGAAGGAUGGUCCCUUAGAGACCCUGGAAGAGCUGGUCCUGGGACUAGCUGCUGAGGUGUGUGAUGAUUUUCUUUUCUACUGCGGAGACACACAUGGCAGCUUCGUGGUCAGAACUCUGCUGCAGGUGUUAGGAGGGACUUUUCUGGAGUCUGAGAGAGCCAGGCCCCGUGGCUCCCAAUCAUCUGAAGUGCAAAGAGCCCCAGCUCGGGAAUGUAAGCCAACUGAUUUUGAGGUCCCGGAAACCUUCUUGAAUCGCCUUCAGGACCUGAGCUCCUGCUUUUUGAAGGACAUUGCUGUGUUUAUCACCGACAAGAUCUCCAGUUUCUGCCUGCAAGUGGCCUUUCAGAUCUUACACCGCAAACUGCCCCAGUUUUGUGCCCAUCUCUGCAAUGCUGUGAUUGGCUACUUGAGUACCCGCAAUUCCUCAGCAGAUGGCAGCCCCCUACUGCUAUUUUUGCGGGAUCAGACGAGCUCCAGACUCUUAGAGCAGGUGCUGCUGGUGUUGGAGCCCCCAAGGCUCCAGAGCCUCUUUGAGGAUCACUUCCAGGGGCAGCUGCAGACCCUAGCUGCACAUCCCAUUGCCAACUUCCCUUUGCAGCGCUUACUGGAUGCUAUUACUACCUCUGAGCUGCUGUCUCCUGUGUUUGAGGAACUGAGCCCUGCCCUGGAAGGUAUAAUGGCCCAGGGCCACCCAGGGGUAGUUGUUGCCCUGGUGGGGGCGUGCCGCAGAGUUGGGGCCCACCAAGCCCAGGUCUUGCAGCUGUUGUUGGAGGCAUUCCACUGUGCAGAGCCCUCAUCCCGGCAAGUGGCCUGUGUGCCUCUGUUUGCCACUUUGAUGGCUUAUGAGGUGUACUAUAGACUGAUGGAGGAGGAGGGGGCAGUGCCUGCCCAGCACCAGGUAGAAAUGGCUGCAGCCAGGGCCCUGGGAGAAGUGACAGUCCUUGGGUCUCUACUGCUCCAGCAUCUGCUGCACUUCUCCAACCCUGGUCUUAUACUUCGAAGUCUGGGUACCUUGACUGGACCACAACUUCUGGCUCUGGCCCAAAGCCCUGCUGGCUCCCAUGUGCUUGAUGCCAUCCUGACCAGCCCCUCUGUGACUCGCAAGCAGCGCCACCGUGUGCUGCAGAUGCUAAAGGGACAAUACGUAGCUCUGGCCUGUAGUCGCCAUGGCAGUCGUGUGCUAGAUGCCAUCUGGAGUGGAGCAGCCUUGGGGGCUCGAAAGGAAAUUGCUACAGAGCUGGGGGAGCAGAAUCAGGAGCUGAUAAGAGACCCUUUUGGCCACCAUGUGGCUCGAAACGUGGCCCUGACUACCUUCCUGAAGCGGCGAGAAGCUUGGGAACAGCAGCAGGGAGCAGUGGCCAAGCGGAGGCGGGCAUUGAACUCAGUACUUGAAGACUGAGAUCUUUGGGUCUGGGACUGGGUGUUGAUGGGCGGGGGUGGGGGGGUGUGUGUGUGUGUGAAAGAGUAUCUAUCCCAUCCCUUUCUUUGUUUAAAUUGGAGUCAAAAAUCUUAUUGGUAAACAUUUUUAUGUUUUUA